UUUCUUUUGGAUCCUGAAGGGAACAGUUCUUUUCCUAAAGGCAAAGGGGGAGGCGAGGAGAAAAGAAUAAUUAACUCAGGACCCUGCAUAACCGGCCUUCCCUCCUCCACCCUGGUUUACAAGACAUUCCAAUCAUCAAGGCAAUAACUCAGGACUCUCCAGUGAUCACUCACUCAUCUCUGUUUCUCAGGUCCAUUCAAUCCAACCCCAUCUUUGGGAUUUCACCAGUCAUUCUCAUUUGAGAAUUUCAUUGUAUUAUUUUCCUACUUAUCACUGGAUUCUACUCUCUCACUUUCACCCCAUUUUGCUACUCUGUGUUCCUCUCUUGCAGAUUCCUCCAUUAUUUUCCCUUCAGCCUCCACUCUAUCAGGAGCCUUCGCUCUCCUCCAUCUCUCUCCUGAGGGACCAUCAGGAUGUCCAAUUUUAAGCUUCUCCGGUUUGCAGCCCUGCAAUUCUCCAGUGUGACAAUUACUGUGAGCUUCUCCUGAUUGCUGCUUGAGGCUGGGGUGCUGGAUUUGCUUCUUCUUCUCCCAUUUGCCCCGUCACGUCAGCGGAAGCCCCCCUCUCCUGUGGGACUCUGUGCCUUAAUGACAUUACCCGUGUCUUGCCUAGGCUGGCUGGGGGGAUAGAGAGUGUGAGCAUCCUCUCCCCCCUAAAAGGACGUGAUUGAGUUGGAAUCCCCCACCCCUUCUUCGCGCCGUCUCCGGGAGACUGAGUAGGAAUCGAGAGUAGGAUUGUGUAAAGGGAGGUCAGGAUGGCUUCCUUGCAGUUUGUCUUGAGGGGAUCUUGGAAGGGGGUGUGAUUCUCUCCCCCAACUACUCUCCGCACUCUGUGUCUCCCACUAGCUUUUCUUCAACCCCCCAUUGGUGUGUGUGGGCUACUAAGAGAUCAAGGAACAGAGCUCUCCCCAGCUGGCACCUCUCUCUUGCUGCAUCUUCAGCUAUCUGUGGUGUCAGCCUGGCUGCGCCCCGAUCCGUCUCCAUGAGGAGUAGAAGAAGAUGCUGCAACUUGAGCUGGGAGCUCCGCUCCUCCUACUGCUCCUGAGUGUCACCUCCCCGGGGGUCUCACUUCUGUCAUCCUUACGUGUUGCUGCAAUCCUUGACGACCAGACUGUGUGUGGCCGUGGUGAGAGACUGGCGCUGGCUCUUGCCCGUGAGCAUAUUAACAGUCAUACGCAGGGAUCAGCCAGUGGACGUGUGGAGGUUGAGAUUUUUGAACUGCAGAGAGACAGCCAGUACGAGACCACUGACACAAUGUGUCAGAUUUUGCCCAAAGGGGUGGUCUCCGUUCUUGGACCCUCGACCAGCCCAGCCUCUGCUUCCACGGUCAGCCACAUCUGCGGGGAGAAGGAGAUCCCUCAUAUAAAAGUGGGUCCAGAAGAGGCUCCCAAACUCCAAUACCUGCGCUUCGCUUCAGUCAGCCUGUACCCCAGCAAUGAGGACAUCAGCCUGGCAGUGUCUCAUAUCCUGAAAUCCUUCCACAACCCCUCCACCAGCCUUAUCUGUGCCAAGGCCGAAUGUUUAUUGAGAUUGGAGGAGCUCGUUCGCCAGUUUCUCAUCUCGAAGGACACUCUUUCUGUGAGAAUGUUGGACGAAUCCAAUGACCCAACGCCGCUGUUGAAGGAGAUCCGUGAUGAUAAAGUGUCUACCAUUAUUAUUGAUGCCAAUGCAACUGUGUCACACUUCAUUCUUAAGAAGGCUUCCGAGCUUGGGAUGACAUCUGCUCAUUACAAGUAUAUACUGACUACAAUGGACUUCCCCUUGCUGUCCCUGGAAGGUAUAGUUAGUGACCAAUCUAACAUUCUGGGGUUUUCAAUGUAUAACAGCAGUCACCCGUUCUAUCUGGAGUUUCUGAGGAGCCUCAACAUGUCUUGGAGAGAAAACUGUGACCGUACUACAUACCUGGGGCCUGCGCUCUCGUCUGCGCUAAUGUUUGACGCAGUGCAUGUAGUGGUGAGUGCCGUACGGGAAUUGAACAGAAGUCAGGAAAUCGGAGUCAAACAACUAUCCUGCAGUACAUCUCAGAUAUGGCAGCACGGGACCAGUCUCAUGAACUACUUGCGUAUGGUAGAGUAUGAUGGUCUUACAGGACGGGUGGAAUUCAACAGCAAAGGACAGAGGACAAACUACACCUUGAGAAUCCUGGAGAAGGCCGGCGAUGGACACCGAGAGAUCGGUGUGUGGUAUUCCAACCGCACAUUGGCCAUGAAUGCCACCAGCCUGGACAUCAACUUUUCAGAAACCCUGGAGAACAAGACACUGGUGGUUACCACUAUACUGGAGAACCCAUACAUGAUGCGCAAGUCAAAUUACCGUUCCUUGUCUGGCAACGAUCAGUAUGAAGGCUUCUGUGCUGAGAUGUUGAUGGAGCUCGCUGCUCUCCUGCAUUUCAAUUACAAAAUCAAACUCGUAGAAGACGGACUGUAUGGGGCCCCUGAACCCAAUGGCUCCUGGACUGGAAUGGUUGGGGAGCUCAUUAACAGGAAAGCCGACCUUGCUGUUGCCGCUUUCACCAUCACAGCCGAGCGAGAGAAGGUGAUCGAUUUUUCCAAACCAUUUAUGACCCUGGGCAUUAGCAUCUUGUACCGGGUGCAGAUGGGCCGGAAGCCGGGUUACUUCUCUUUCCUGGAUCCUUUCUCUCCUGCUGUUUGGCUCUUCAUGUUGUUGGCUUAUCUGGCAGUCAGCUGUGUGCUCUUCCUGGCAGCCAGGUUGAGCCCCUAUGAAUGGUAUAACCCACACCCAUGUUUACGUGAGCGCCAUCAUAUCCUGGAGAAUCAGUACACCUUGGGGAACAGCCUAUGGUUUCCAGUUGGUGGAUUCAUGCAGCAGGGGUCAGAGGUUAUGCCAAGAGCUCUCUCAACAAGAUGCGUCAGUGGUGUCUGGUGGGCAUUCACUUUAAUCAUCAUCUCCUCAUACACAGCCAAUCUUGCUGCCUUCCUCACUGUACAAAGAAUGGAGGUUCCAAUUGAAUCAGCAGAUGACCUUGCAGAUCAGACCAACAUUGAAUAUGGUACCAUUCAUGGAGGUUCCACCAUGACCUUCUUCCAGAAUUCACGGUAUCAAACAUACCAGCGCAUGUGGAACUACAUGAACUCCAAGCAGCCCAGUGUGUUUGUGAAGAGCACUGAGGAAGGAAUAGCACGUGUGCUAAAUUCACGCUACGCCUUUCUGCUGGAGUCCACCAUGAAUGAAUAUCACCAUCGUCUCAAUUGCAACCUCACCCAGAUAGGGGGCCUGCUUGAUACCAAAGGCUACGGCAUUGGAAUGCCUCUAGGGUCUCCGUACAGAGAUGAGAUCACUCUUGCAAUUUUGCAACUUCAGGAGAACAAUCGACUGGAGAUACUGAAGCGCAAGUGGUGGGAGGGAGGCAAAUGUCCCAAGGAGGAAGACCACAGAGCCAAAGGACUAGGAAUGGAGAAUAUUGGAGGAAUAUUUGUGGUUCUGAUCUGUGGUUUAAUAAUUGCCGUGUUUGUGGCCAUUAUGGAAUUUGUCUGGUCAACAAGACGUUCUGUGGACAAUGAGGAGAUCUCAGUUUGCCAGGAGAUGCUGAGUGAGUUACGUAGUGCUGUGUCUUGUAAGAAGACAUCUCGUUCCCGACACCGACGGCGCCCACCUCGCCAUCUGCAUGGCCGGACUCUGCUCUCUUUGAGCCGACCUCCCCGUUCCACCCGAGAGACCCGACUUUGCAAUGGGCGCCUAUAUCAACCCCAUCAGCACCCUCCUGCCCCACCUCACCCACCCCCUGCUCCUGGUGCCCAGCGACUUCAUGAGGACCCUCCGUCUUCAUCCACCCGUGGAGGGUGUGCUCACUUUAGAAUUUGUCAAGAAUGCAGGCGGAUACAGACUUUGAGAGGUCCACCACCACUUCCCCGACCACCUCAGUCCCCCAAACCCCCUCCCCCACCUCCACCUGCUCCUGAAAAUGUAACGCCCCAUUCACACCACCGGAGACUGGUAGACCCUUUAGAUGCUGGAGCACCUGAGUGAAACAGGAUUUCAGAUGUCGUCUUAUGGAGACUAGCUGGUGUAUGGACCAUUAAAAAGCAGGGGAAGAAUGAGACAUGAAGAGGGAGAAUUAAGGGCACAAUGAGCCUGGACAUUUGCCCAUUCUCUCUGUUCCUCCCAAUGCUCUGUCUUGGAGUGGGAGCCUCCUCUGUAUUCAUCAGAAACACUGCGAUGCCUCAGUCUUUUACAAUGUACGCUGUGCGUGCGAAAUAAACUGCCCCUUCCCAAA
Molecule: messenger RNA, 4233 nt
Organism: Xenopus laevis (African clawed frog)
Lineage: Eukaryota; Metazoa; Chordata; Amphibia; Anura; Pipidae
Gene: grik5.S
Product: glutamate receptor, ionotropic, kainate 5 S homeolog
Exons: 20
Coding region: 999-3986 (995 amino acids)
Biological process (GO): ionotropic glutamate receptor signaling pathway; monoatomic ion transmembrane transport; monoatomic ion transport
Cellular component (GO): membrane; presynaptic membrane; postsynaptic membrane
Molecular function (GO): ligand-gated monoatomic ion channel activity; signaling receptor activity; monoatomic ion channel activity
Source: RefSeq, a predicted model, not a curated record